Molecule: messenger RNA, 3684 nt
Organism: Malurus melanocephalus (red-backed fairy wren)
Lineage: Eukaryota; Metazoa; Chordata; Aves; Passeriformes; Maluridae
Gene: CRADD
Product: CASP2 and RIPK1 domain containing adaptor with death domain
Exons: 3
Coding region: 292-885 (197 amino acids)
Biological process (GO): signal transduction; regulation of apoptotic process
Molecular function (GO): protease binding; death domain binding
Source: RefSeq, a predicted model, not a curated record
UCAGCCCUGCCCCGAGGGAGGCCGAGGGGAGGAAGGCCUGCGGGCUGCUUCUGCAUGCGGGGCUCGUGUUGGGGUGCUGGCAGCUGGUCCGUGGCUGUUACAGGAGCAGCAGCUGCCGGACCUCGGCAGGGAGCAAAAUUUGCCUUUUUUUUUUUUUUUUUUUUUUUUUUUUUUUUUUUUUUUUUUUUUUUUUUUUUUUUUUUUUUUUUUUUUCUGUGUGUGUGUACUAUUUUAAACCUGUACGUAUGCUGUGAGUAGCCAGAAUCACUCACGAGUUAGGCAGGUUGCCAGAUGGAUGCCAGAGACAAGCAGCUUUUACGCUCCCUGCGCCUGGAGCUCUGCACAGAGGUGCUGGUGGAUGGACUUGUUAUUCAGUAUCUCUACCAAGAAGGGAUUCUCACAGACAGUCAUGUACAAGAAAUAAAAGCCCAAACCACUAAUCAGAGGAAAACCAUGAUGCUCCUUGAUAUUCUCCCCACCAGAGGACCCAAAGCUUUUGACGCAUUCUUGGAUUCCUUACAGGAGUUUCCAUGGGUUAAAGACAAGCUGAUGAUGAAGCGUAAGGAAAUGACAAUACAAGAUCCUUCAGAUUUAACUGAAAUUGCACCGUGCAUUUUGAAGAUGUCACCAACAGAUCAGCAGUUGAACAAGCUUGCGAGGAGGCUGGGACCUGAAUGGGAGCACGUAGUUCUGUGCUUGGGUUUGUCCCAUACUGACAUCUAUCGAUGUAAAGUCAAUCACCCUCACAACCUGCAGUCACAGAUCGUAGCUGCAUUUGUGCUGUGGAAACAGCGUUUGGGGAAGAAAGCAACAAUCCAAAGUCUGCAUACCAGUCUGAUGGCAGAGGAAGUGGAUCCUUCUGUGAUACAGUGCAUGCUUGAGUGAAGCCAUGCUGUUUAUUCAGAGCUUCCACGUACUUUGUUAAAUUAAAUAAAGAGGAUGGGAAUGUACGUUGAAGAUUGGAUGCCUCGAACUGGGAGAAAAAUGGGGUUGGGAACUGUGAUUUUAUUAAGCUUAAACAUUCCAGUUUUCUGUGGCAUCUUGUGACUUGUAAUUCUUUUCAUGCCAGAUUAAUUUUUAGCAGGCAUUAAAAAAAUGGAUCACUCUUUCCUGUUCGCUUUUGUGCUAUUUCAGUGGUGAUAUAGGGUGACAAAGUUCUUGCAAGCAGGCAAGCCUGCAGUGAGUUCAGCAAGGUUUUUGAUUUCACUGAGGGAGCAAGACUUGGUUUAACUUAUUCUCUGGACUACGAACAGCCUUUUUACUGCUAUUCUGUGCUAGUUCCCUGUUAUCCCAGCAAGAAAUGAGACUAAUCACCAUUACUAAUUUAGCAAUUUUACAGCAGUUAUUGCAGGUGGCUAAUUUCACAUUUAUAAAAGUCUCAGCACAUACAGUUUCUUACUAGGAUAGAUGGCUGCCACCUUGGUCUGCCUUUGAAAAAGGCCCUAAAUGGAAGUAGCAGGAACAUAGUGUGCCUGUGAGGGUUUCUGGUGUUAUUAUUUAAUGGGUGUUGGUUUCUGCAGACAGACCCUGCACGCAUGUGCCAUGUCACAGGUGGGGAGUUCUCAGGGAAAACAUGCAGUAGAGAUGUGACCAGAAGGAGGCAAAACCAGGCAAACUGAGCAAGAAGCACCAUAUAAAAGGGGACAACCUCUAAGUUGUCCRUGUUUGUCUCUGCUAAUAAACUGGGAGCCAGUCUGCUGCCUGCUGAGUCUUUGAGCUGUGCUCUGUGUCCAGGCAAUCUCCUUUCAUGGUAAGGUCAGGCAUCCAUAGGCACAUUGCUCUGACCACUGCACCCCAAAUGGGUAGGGAAUUUUGCAAAUCCUUUCUGGUCAAGAUGAACUUCCCACUGGUCUCCCUCCUGUUUGUGCCAUCCACCAGGCUCCCUUGCUUUCUACCAGCUUUUCUGUGCCUAGCUGGGGCAGAUUUGACACUGUUGUCCUUAGUUCUUUGCCCGUGUAGUUGUACCACCAGUGAUGAUAAGAUUUUAUGCAGAAGAACUGUAAAGCUUGGGCUCCUCUCCUUCUUCCCUUCUGUCAAGGAGAUUUUAUUCCUCCUUGAAAAAAAUACUGAGGCUUUUACUGAUCCAGUGGGGAUCAGUCUGCAGAGUAUGUAUCCAAAGGCAAUGGAAGUGACCAGCUGCUCUUUGAAGCCUAAUGAUAAAGAGGCARAAUAUGUUUUAAUUCUUCCUGAGCAGCUUGCUGUAUAGUAAAUGAAGAACAGAGUUUUGAUGCUGAAUUUCUAGGUCUGUUUAUGAAUAAGUUAUUUUAGAUUGUUUCAUCUGCAGAGUCAUUGCCAAAGAACUUCCUAUCCCACAAAAUUUGUUCUGUUUAAUUUAACAACUUAACAGCCUUGUCUGAAGUCUUUAUUGGGGCAAGAAUGAACUUUACUGCUUUUUAUUUUUAAAAAUUUGUUAUUUUUAUACGCGAAUUUUGGAAGACAUGGGAAAUUAGAAAAGGCAAAGAGAUUUUAAAGAAAUCCUAUAUGCCAUGGUUUUCAGAAGCGUGGAAACAGAAAAUAUAUCCUGGCAAGAUCUGCUCCUGCAGGUUCUGAAGCAAUCUGGUAGUAUUUUGGUUUUAAUCUGUAUAACAUUUUAACCUUUAGUAAAUUGUGAUGCUGUUAUACCUCACUGAGAUUAUAACUAAUCUUAUCUUCUCACUGAGAUUGUAACUAAUCUUAUCUUAUUCAGAUCUUAACUAUUCAUAUCCUACUUCCAGAGUUUAACUCACCAAAUUCCAGAUAAACAAGGUUAAUCAGUUUGGUGUUUUGAUUAAUUUAUUUUUUUCUGUUUCAUGAUGCUUAAAUGCCAACAUAUUGUUUUUUAGGUGCAAAACCAUUCCAGAGCAGGUGUACAGGCAUUUGGCAAAUUCAUAUGAGCACAGUCCAGCAUAGGGAGUGGGAUGAGGACUCUGAAGGAAUGCUGACAGUGAGAUUGACAGGAGCAUUGCUUGCAUAUUAGAGAGGCAAAAUCAGUCUCCCUAGCAACAGUUUGGAGGGAAAAAAGCUAGAGAUCGUCAACAGGARAAACUACUGAAAAUGUGAUUUAGAGGAAGAAGUUGACUCCCAGUGUCAUAAAUGUAAGUACCUUAUAUUGUUCURAACCAACAUGGACCAAGUCUGAAUACAAACUGGUCUGCAAUGCAGUUGAUCCCCGGUUAACCCAGAAUGAGCACAGUGCUCCAAGGAGGCAACCAGUCUGGGUGGUAAAGCAGUGGGAUGGGCACACUCAUAUGACCCUGGUACCUUCUCCUCUGGGUGAACUGUACAUUUCUUGUUCUUCCUUUCAUGAAACCAUUGAAUGGUUUGGGUUGAAAAAGAUCUCCAAGAUCAUCUAGCUCCAACACCCCUGCCAUGGGCAGGGACACCUUUCAUUACAGUAUUUUGCUCAACCAUCCAACCUGGCCUUGAACACUUCCAGGAAUGAGACAUCCAUACAUCCCUGGGCAAUCUAUUAUAGUGCCUCAUCACCCUCACAGGACAGAAUUUCUCCCUAAUGUUUAAUCUAAACCUGCCCUCUUUUGUUUCAAGCCACUUCUCCUUGUCCUAUCACUACACGCCCUUUYAAAAUGUCCCUCUCCAGCUUUCUUGUAGGCCCCUUUUAGGUACUGGGAGGUGCUAUAAGUUCUCCCUGUAGCCAUCGCAUCUCCAGGCUGAACAGCCCCAACUGUUGCAGCCUUUCUUCACAGG